This is a messenger RNA of Elaeis guineensis (African oil palm), 882 nucleotides long. NCBI's taxonomy places the organism in Eukaryota, Viridiplantae, Streptophyta, Magnoliopsida, Arecales, Arecaceae. The record is from RefSeq and is a predicted model, not a curated record.
CCAAAAAAAACAGUAGAAAUAGAUGGCUCCUGGCGAAAGUGCUCCACCCAGCGUAUCUCCACUCCGUUACGAGUCAGUACUCACUCAGUUCCAAAUCGGGCCUAAUACGGGUCGGUUCCGGGUCUACCCGAUCCGCUAACACUCCCGCCUCCGCCUCUAGCAAGCAUCUAUAAAAGCCCUCUGCCCUAGCUAUGGCGCGUCCUUAUCGCCUUGAAACGCUCACGUCUAGGUGGUCUUUUUGCUCCCCGGUGGCCGAGCUCUUCAGCGGCGUCGCUCCGAAGAACGAUGAAGAUAGCGGUCGAGGGCUGCAUGCAUGGAGAGCUCGACAAGGUCUAUGCGACGCUCAAGCACCUGGAGGAAGUGGAGAAUACCAAGAUCGACCUCCUUUUGUGCUGCGGGGACUUCCAGGCUAUUAGGAAUGAGAAUGAUCUAGAAAGCUUAAAUGUCAAACCAAAGUAUCGUAAUAUGAACUCAUUUUGGAAGUACUACUCUGGACAAGCAGUGGCUCCAUACCCGACCAUAUUCAUUGGUGGGAAUCAUGAAGCAUCCAAUUAUUUAUGGGAGCUGUAUUAUGGUGGAUGGGCUGCACCUAACAUAUAUUUCUUGGGCUAUUCUGGAGUGAUUAAGUUUGGCAACAUCCGAAUUGGAGGGCUUUCAGGAAUUUAUAAGCCAAGGGAUUACCAUUCAGGACAUUAUGAGAUGCCUCCAUAUGAUACGAAUGAUAUUCGAUCUGUAUACCAUGUGCGGGAGUAUGAUGUGAUGAAGCUCAAGGAAGUUAAGGGCCAGAUAGAUAUAUUCAUGUCACAUGAUUGGCCUCUUCGUAUCACUGAGUAUGGAAAUUGGGAGAAGCUUGUUCGACAGAAACCCUUCUUGAGACAAGAG